Molecule: messenger RNA, 910 nt
Organism: Drosophila arizonae
Lineage: Eukaryota; Metazoa; Arthropoda; Insecta; Diptera; Drosophilidae
Product: zinc finger protein 254-like
Source: RefSeq, a predicted model, not a curated record
AUGGUCGAAGUUGUAAACAUAAGCAUAAACACAAAAUGCGCCGAAAUUCAUUGCGACACUUCCGUAGAAGCAAACUUUCUGAUAAAAUGUAUUUGCGGCAGCACUUUUUUGGACUACGUCGCAUUCCAGCAGCAUUUUAUUAGUGACCACUUUCAGCCAGAACUUCACAACGUAAAGGAAGAGAACACUGGGGCACCUAUUAGCUGUUUGAAUGAACCUGUUGUUGAGCUACCAUCGUUGUCGGAGCUGCCACCUGUCGUAGAAACGGGAUAUGAUGCUUUUACGUUUGUCGAGUCCAAGCGGCAACCUGAUAAGCGACGCAAUGGACCAAAUUCGUGCGCUUAUUGUGGGCGGACAUUUCGACGACGAUAUUUGCUGGACACCCAUCUGAAUAUCCACACCGGCAGCAAGCCCCAUCAGUGCGACAUGUGUGGCAAGCAGUUCCGAGCCGUCUCCACGCUAACACGCCACUUGCGCACGCAUGAAGAUCGCAAGGAACUCCAGUGCCAACAUUGCGAGAAGCUAUUUACCCAUCGCAGUGCUCUGCUUAGCCACGAGCUGCGGCACACUCAAUUGCGCUGUUGGGCUUGCAAUAGCUGCGACAAGAGCUUCUACACCCGCAAUCAAAUGGACACCCAUAAACGCAAGAUGCAUGCGACUGGAACCACACACAAAGGCCAGGAUCAGGCAGACAACGCCGAACUAUGCACAUCCUUAUUGCCGUUUACUUGUGAGCUGUGCGGCAACAGUUAUCGAAGUGCCUCCACGCUAAGCACCCACAAACUAAAGAAACAUUAUCGCUUGGCCAAAUACAGCUGUGAACUGUGCGACAAAAAGUUUGUGGACUUUAAGCACUUGCAGCAGCACCAGUUUAUUCAUGUGAAGCCCGAAGCUACAAUAAACAGUUAAU